CCAUCGACGGGCGCCGAUGCGCUGUCAGGGUGGCAGUGUAGGCGCAUUCAAUCGCGUAAAAAGGCAUGUCAACACGGCGUCCAGCGGCCCAUCUCGUCGACUUUUAGCUUGCGCUCGUUCGGCAACGAGCUAGACCCUGAAAUGACGUCGAUAUUUGACAACUGUCGCGAUGCUUACUCGACGACUCUUGGCGGGAGUCUCUGUUCAGUCAUCGGCCUCGUGGCUGCGAAAGACCGGUCUGGGCGGUGCGAGCUUGCUUAGAAAGAGCGGUAUCCCUGGGGUACGACGACUCUGCUGCCCCCCGCAGGAUUGCGAUGGUCGCGUCUCGCCAUCUGGAGGCUCCAUCGCGGUCAGGGGCUCCCAAGCACUGCCCCCUCACGCGUGCCUGGUUGCGAUGCCUGUGGCAAUUGCUCUUUGCACGGCCGCUGUGGUGUGACUGCGAUGACGUGG
Aplosporella prunicola CBS 121167 is the source of this 450-nucleotide messenger RNA. RefSeq lists its product as uncharacterized. The transcript has a single exon. The coding region runs from base 170 to 436 and encodes 88 amino acids. The record is from RefSeq and is a predicted model, not a curated record. NCBI's taxonomy places the organism in Eukaryota, Fungi, Ascomycota, Dothideomycetes, Botryosphaeriales, Aplosporellaceae.